UCAAUAAGUCAUUAGUGGUUUUCUCUUCUUUUUAGGAAUUCAUCAUGGUUGUGGUCCUGGAUCUUGACCGGUUUUUGCAUAAACGCGACUAUAUUUCUUGCUAUAAAGGAGAGUGUAUGUGGCCAUGGGAGGAAACCCAUUUCUUGCGGGAAAAUAUUUGUCAUAUUUGCCACACGGAAGUUAAUAACUCCAUAAGGCACUUCCGUGUCAUCAUGAGUAGAAAUACAAUUCGUCGGCUUCUACUAUCAAAUUUUUUCUGGUGCAAAUGUGGUUAUAGUGUAUAUGAUCACUAUCCCCCAGACGAAUGUUGCUCAUAAAUUCUUAAUUUUAAUUUGAUUCUUUUUUUAAAUUCAUUGAUCAGAUCAUUCCAAGAAGAAUAUGUUUUUAUUUUCAAAAAUAAAAUUGAUUUCUUAAUCAAAUUAACUCAUUUUCUCUACGUGGACACAAGAAGGUACUAGGCAAGAUCUACGUCGUCCAAUAAACUAUUAAAUGGCAUAAUUGACUAACUGGUAAUGGAGCCAGACCGAAUUAUUGACGACGUCGGGCUUCCCGAAGCCAGCACUUCAAAAAGUGUGGGUACCGGAAGACAUUUUCCCGAUGACGACGAUUAUGAUUGGCAGCCUAAUCAAAGGCCUCAUGACCUUGAUAUGUCUUAUUCCGAGAUACUCAGUGGGCCAUUAGGCGAGGAGCUAAGAGUGGAUUCGGGCAGUGAGGAAGAGGAGGAACCUAUGUCGCUGGAGGAGCUUCGAGCUAUCCUGGAAGAGACAGCCGAAGAUGUUGAGGAAGAUCCCGAAGAACACGAGAGGCUGUCUGAAUCUUUCAAUUGGUCAAGCGAUUAUAGUACAUUUAGAGGUCAACCGGAAGUUUAUUCCCAGGCAGGCGAGCGAGGUCCCAAUAUUAAGGAAACAGAUCCUCUGAAGCUAUUCACUCAUGUUUGGGAUCACGAUAUAAUGAACAGUAUUGUGGCACAGACCAACGAGUAUGCCUGGCAAACGAUAGCGCAAGCAUCCGAGUUACCGGACGGUAUCUCGGCGCAUUCUCGAUUAAAUGAUUGGGUAGAAACCACUACUGAUGAGCUGUACAAGCUCUUUGCGGUGAUGAUUUUUAUGUCGCUGAUGGUCGCAGGACGUGUGAGUGAAUACUGGAGCACGGGUACCCUGGCCAUGCCAGGUUUUCGUAAACUUAUGAGUAUAAAACGGUACUGGCUACUCAUGCGUUUCCUGCACUUUGUCGAUAACAAUACUAUCAGUGUUCAUGGUUCCGAUCGUAAAGUUGCUAAGAUACAACCCAUCAUUGACCAUUGUAAUAAAAAGUUUAAUAGCAUGUACACGCCUCGCAGAGAAAUAAGCAUUGACGAAUCGUUGCUGCUUUUUAAAGGACGCUUGAGUUGGAUUCAGUGUAUCCGUACAAAAGCAGCACGGUUUGGUAUCAAAUUUUAUGAACUUUGCGAGGCGGUUACAGGCUAUUUGCUCAAAUUUGAGGUUUACACGGGAAAAAAAUAUCCACAGACAGGGGACUCUGCGGAGGACUCCUUGUAUGGCUUUACGAGCGCAAGUGCGAAAGUGGUGCUAAGGCUCAUGCAAAGAUUCCUCAACAAAGGUCACUGUCUUGUAAUGGAUAACUUUUAUAAUUCAGUUACUUUGACACGAUUUUUAAAGUUGAAUAAGACCGAUGUCAUCGGAACUCUGAACAGGCGAAGAAUGGGGACACCGAGGGACAUACAAAUUCUCAACGAAAGGAAACUUCAAAAAGCAGCAGUGGUAAGUAGACACUGUGGUGACGUAUCUGUCUUAUCCUGGAAAGACGUUAAAUUAGUAACCACAGUGUCGACUUACCACAAUGCGGACAUGUUGCCUGGAAGAAGAGCAGGACAACAAAUAUUGAAGCCUGUGGUUGUGCACGACUACAAUAAGUACAUGGGCGGUGUAGAUUUAAAAGAUCAAAUGCUGUCCAUGUACUUAAUGGAACGCAAAAGGGGGAUGAAAUGGUACUUGAAAGUGUUCAAACGGCUAAUAAAUGUUAGCAUUUUGAACAUUUUUAUCAUACAUCGCGAGAACAGCACAAAUCCCCUCAGCCACAGGCAAUUCAGAUAUAAAUUGGCGGAGCAACUGGCUCAGAAAUACCCAAAUUUGACCUUAUCUCGGCUAAUAAAUCCUCCUGCUCUUCUCCGCUUAGAUGGUGAUAAUCACUUUCCAAUCUAUGCAGAUUCUUUAGAAGAUCGAGCGGGGAGCAAAAGAAACAAAAUUAAAAGAAACCGCUGCGUUCGUUGCUCCUUAAAAAAAAUACGGAAAGAAGUUAACACCGUUUGCCAGAAGUGUCAGAAGUUCCUUUGUCUCGGUCAAUGUUGGAUUGAAUACCACACUCUCGAAAAUUUAUAAAAUUUUGUCGCUAAUGUAGGUAUAACUAACAUCGUGCCACAAAAAAAACCCGACUACGGAAAAAAGCAUCUGAAAAGUAUGAAACAAGAAUAUAUUCCAGAAUCAACGAAAUACGGUAUAGUGAGCAUCUCCAGGUUAUGGCCGUAUUCGCAUGCCGUUAUGAUUUAUGCGUGCUUAUUUAAGUGCUUACAAUGGCAUGCGACUACGGCCAUAACCUGGAGAUGCUCACUACCGUAUUUCGUUGAUUCUGGAAUAUAUUCUUGUUUCAUACUUUUCAGAUGCUUUUUUCCGUAGUCGGGUUUUAGUUUUUAUAACUUUUAUUUUUAUUUUUCUCUUUUUGGUGGCUUGUGACAAUUACUCAAACUUCACGUUCAGGACAAAUACCGUGUCUAGAGCAUUUCCAAAUAAUACGGUCAACACACAAGAGAUGGCGCUAGCAGGUCGAACAAUUUCUAAUUAUUCAAUCUUUGCUAUUUUAUUUUUUAUUUAUUUUAAG
Molecule: messenger RNA, 2874 nt
Organism: Trichoplusia ni (cabbage looper)
Lineage: Eukaryota; Metazoa; Arthropoda; Insecta; Lepidoptera; Noctuidae
Product: piggyBac transposable element-derived protein 4-like
Exons: 4
Coding region: 513-2378 (621 amino acids)
Source: RefSeq, a predicted model, not a curated record